Molecule: messenger RNA, 11060 nt
Organism: Callorhinus ursinus (northern fur seal)
Lineage: Eukaryota; Metazoa; Chordata; Mammalia; Carnivora; Otariidae
Gene: UNC80
Product: unc-80 homolog, NALCN channel complex subunit
Biological process (GO): monoatomic cation homeostasis
Cellular component (GO): cation channel complex; axon
Molecular function (GO): monoatomic cation channel activity
Source: RefSeq, a predicted model, not a curated record
GAGGAGGAGGCGGCGGCUAGCGAGGAGCCAGCGCUGGGUCCUGCAGUAGGACUCCCAGGAGCCACCAUCAUGGUGAAGAGGAAGAGCUCCGAGGGCCAGGAGCAGGACAGCGGCCGCGGCAUCCCCCUGCCCAUCCAGACCUUCCUGUGGCGGCAAACCAGUGCAUUUUUGAGGCCUAAACUGGGAAAGCAGUAUGAAGCCUCAUGUGUGUCCUUUGAACGUGUGUUGGUAGAGAACAAGCUGCAUGGCCUUUCUCCAGCCCUCUCUGAAGCCAUCCAGAGCAUUUCCAGAUGGGAGCUGGUACAAGCUGCUUUGCCUCACGUCCUCCACUGCACUGCAACGCUGCUUUCAAACAGGAACAAGUUAGGCCACCAGGAUAAACUGGGUGUUGCUGAGACAAAGCUCCUUCACACCCUGCAUUGGAUGCUUCUAGAGGCUCCACAGGACUGCAACAGUGAGCGGUUUGGGGGCACAGACCGUGGCUCCAGCUGGGGUGGCAGCAGCAGUGCUUUCAUCCACCAGGUAGAAAACCAGGGUUCCCCAGGGCAGCCUUGCCAGGGCAGCUCCAACGAUGAAGACGAGAACAACCGAAGGAAGAUCUUCCAGAACUCCAUGGCCACCGUGGAGCUCUUUGUGUUUCUGUUUGCUCCUCUGGUACACAGGAUCAAGGAAUCGGACCUUACGUUCCGACUGGCCAGUGGGCUUGUUAUAUGGCAGCCCAUGUGGGAGCACAGACAGCCCGAAGUCUCUGGCUUCACAGCACUGGUGAAGCCCAUCAGGAACAUCAUUACAGCUAAGAGAAGCUCUCCUAUCAACAGCCAAAGUCAAACCUGUGAAUCACCAAAUCAAGAUGCAAGACAUCGAGAGGGACUCCAGGUGGUCUGUGAAACUUUCCAGUCAGAUCCCAUGUCACCCAAGGCCACGAUUUCAGGCUGCCACCGAGGAAACUCCUUCGAUGGAAGUCUGUCCUCCCAGACUUCCCAGGAAAGAGGCCCAUCACAUUCCAGAGCCUCUCUCAUGAUACCUCCAUGCCAAAGGUCCCGCUAUGCCACCUACUUUGACGUUGCUGUUCUUCGCUGCCUACUCCAACCCCAUUGGUCUGAGGAAGGCACUCAGUGGUCUCUGAUGUACUAUCUACAAAGGCUGCGGCACAUGUUGGAAGAGAAGCCUGAAAAGCCUCCAGAACCAGAUAUUCCUCUCCUGCCCAGACCCAGGAGCAGCUCGAUGGUGGCAGCAGCUCCCUCACUAGUGAACACCCACAAAACCCAAGAUCUCACCAUGAAGUGUAAUGAAGAGGAAAAAUCUCUUAGCCCUGAGGCCUUUUCUAAGGUUUCGUUGACCAAUUUACGUAGGUCUGCAGUCCCAGAUCUUUCUUCAGACCUUGGCAUGAACAUUUUUAAGAAGUUCAAGAGCCGCAAAGAAGACCGGGAGAGGAAAGGCUCCAUCCCAUUCCACCACACAGGGAAGAGGAGGCCUCGAAGAAUGGGAGUGCCAUUCCUACUUCACGAGGACCACCUGGAUGUGUCCCCCACCAGAAGCACAUUCUCCUUCGGAAGUUUCUCUGGGCUUGGAGAAGACAGGCGAGGCAUUGAAAAAGGAGGCUGGCAAACCACCAUUUUAGGGAAAUUUACCCGGCGGGGCAGUUCGGAUGCAGCCACAGAGAUGGAGAGCCUGAGUGCCAGGCACUCACACUCCCACCACACCCUGGUGAGUGACCUGCCAGAUCACUCCAACAGCCACGGAGAAAACACCGUCAAGGAAGUGCGAUCCCAGAUCUCCACAAUCACAGUUGCAACCUUCAACACUACCCUGGCAUCGUUCAACGUAGGCUAUGCAGACUUUUUCAGUGAGCAUAUGAGGAAGCUCUGCAACCAGGUGCCUAUCCCAGAGAUGCCACAUGAACCCCUCGCAUGUGCGAACCUGCCCCGAAGCCUCACAGACUCCUGCAUAAACUACAGCUACUUAGAGGACACAGAGCAUAUUGAUGGGACCAAUAACUUUGUCCACAAGAAUGGCAUGCUAGAUCUUUCGGUGGUUCUGAAGGCUGUUUAUCUUGUCCUGAAUCAUGAUAUCAGUUCUCGCAUCUGUGAUGUGGCACUAAACAUUGUUGAAUGCUUGCUUCAACUUGGUGUGGUGCCUUGUGUAGAAAAGAACAGAAAGAAGAGUGAAAACAAGGAAAAUGAGACUAUGGAAAAAAGAGCCAGUGAGGGGACCUUCCAGUUCAAGGGAAGCUCACCCUGUGGAUUCGGGGGCCCUUCGGUUAGUGGAGCUGGAGAUGGUGGAGGAGACGGAGGAGGAGGUGGAGAUGGAGGAGGUGGAGGAGGUGACGGAGGAGGAGGUGGAGGAGGCGGAGGUGGACCUUAUGAGAAGAAUGAUAAGAACCAAGAGAAGGAUGAAAGUACACCUGUAAGCAACCAUAGGCUUGCUCUUACCAUGCUCAUCAAAAUAGUGAAGUCUCUGGGAUGUGCCUAUGGUUGCGGAGAAGGACAUCGAGGGCUCUCUGGAGAUCGUCUGAGACACCAGGUAUUCCGAGAGAAUGCCCAGAGCUGCCUCACUAAGCUAUACAAGCUAGAUAAGAUGCAGUUCCGACAAACCAUGAGGGACUAUGUGAACAGAGACUCUCUCAAUAAUGUAGUGGACUUCUUGCAUGCUUUGCUGGGAUUUUGUAUGGAGCCGGUCACUGACAACAAGGCUGGGUUUGGAAAUAACUUCACCACGGUGGACAACAAAUCCACAGCCCAAAACGUGGAAGGCAUCAUCGUCAGCGCCAUGUUUAAAUCCCUUAUCACACGCUGCGCUUCAACCACGCAUGAAUUGCACAGCCCUGAGAAUCUGGGGCUGUAUUGUGACAUCCGUCAGCUGGUCCAAUUCAUCAAAGAGGCUCAUGGGAAUGUCUUCAGGAGAGUGGCCCUCAGUGCUUUGCUUGACAGUGCUGAGAAGUUGGCACCAGGGAAAAAGGUGGAGGAGAAUGAGUCAGAAUCUAAGACUCCAGGCAGUAAAAGGUCAGAGGCAGGAAGCAUUGUGGAUAAAGGCCAGGUGUCCUCUGCACCUGAGGAAUGUCGCAGCUUCAUGUCUGGUCGCCCCUCACAGACUCCAGAGCAUGAUGAACAAAUGCAAGGGGGCAACCUGGGGCGGAAGGAUUUCUGGCGCAAGAUGUUCAAAUCCCAGAGUGCAGCAAGUGACACCAGCAGCCAGUCUGAGCAGGAUACUUCAGAAUGCACCACUGCCCAUUCAGGAACCACCUCUGACCGUCGCACCCGCUCACGAUCCCGCAGAAUUUCCCUCCGGAAGAAACUUAAACUCCCCAUAGGUAAAAGAAACUGGCUGAAGCGGUCCUCCCUCUCGGGCUUAGCAGAUGGCGUGGAGGACCUUCUGGACAUCAGCUCUGUGGACCGCCUGUCUUUCAUCAGGCAAAGCUCCAAGGUCAAAUUUACCAGUGCAGUGAAGCUUUCUGAAGGUGGGCCAGGGAGUGGAAUGGAAAACGGAAGAGAUGAAGAGGAGAAUUUCUUCAAGCGUCUCGGUUGCCACAGUUUUGAUGACCAUCUGUCUUCCAACCAAGAUGGUGGAAAAAGCAAAAACGUGGUGAAUCUUGGAGCAAUCCGACAAGGCAUGAAGCGCUUUCAAUUUCUGUUAAACUGCUGUGAGCCAGGGACAAUUCCUGAUGCAUCCAUCCUGGCAGCUGCAUUGGAUCUUGAAGCUCCUGUGGUAGCCAGAGCAGCUCUGUUCCUGGAAUGUGCCCGGUUUGUUCACCGCUGUAACCGUGGCAACUGGCCAGAGUGGAUGAAAGGGCAUCACGUGAAUAUCACCAAGAAAGGCCUUUCAAGGGGCCGCUCCCCCAUUGUGGGCAACAAACGGAACCAGAAGCUGCAGUGGAAUGCUGCCAAGCUCUUCUACCAAUGGGGAGACGCGAUUGGAGUCCGAUUGAAUGAGCUGUGCCACGGGGAAAGUGAGAGCCCCGCCAACCUGCUGGGUCUCAUUUAUGAUGAGGAGACCAAGAGGAGACUGAGAAAGGAGGAUGAGGAAGAAGACUUUUUAGAUGACAGUACUGUGAACCCCUCUAAAUGUGGCUGCCCCUUUGCCUUGAAGAUGGCAGCGUGCCAACUUCUCCUGGAGAUCACUACCUUCCUGCGAGAAACCUUUUCUUGCCUGCCCAGACCACGCACGGAGCCUCUGGUGGACUUGGAGAGCUGCAGACUUCGUUUGGAUCCUGAGUUGGACCGGCACAGAUAUGAGAGGAAGAUCAGCUUUGCUGGGGUCCUGGAUGAAAAUGAAGACUCCAAAGAUUCCCUCCACAGUAGUUGCCACACCCUCAAAUCAGAUGCAGGGGCCGAGGAGAAGAAAGAAGGGAGUCCUUGGAGUGCAAGUGAGCCCAGCAUCGAGCCAGAGGGAAUGAGCACUGCUGGCACAGAGGAAAAUUACCACAGGAGCAUGUCAUGGCUGCAUGUCAUGAUCUUGCUGUGCAAUCAACAGAGCUUCAUCUGCACCCACAUUGACUACUGCCACCCUCACUGUUACCUGCACCACAGCCGCUCCUGUGCCCGGCUGGUCAGAGCCAUCAAGCUGCUCUACGGAGACACCGUGGACUCCCUCCGGGAGAGCAACAGCUGUAGUGGUGUGGCUCUCCGGGGCAAGAAACAGAAAGAGUGCUCAGAGAAGUCAUGCCUACGGACGCCCUCUCUGAAGAAGAGAGUUUCAGAGGCCAACCUGGAAGGGAAAAAGGACUCAGGAAUGCUGAAAUACAUCAGACUGCAGGUGAUGAGCCUGUCGCCUGCUCCUUUAUCACUGUUAAUCAAGGCAGCACCAAUUCUGACGGAAGAGAUGUAUGGAGACAUCCAGCCGGCUGCCUGGGAGCUCCUGCUCAGCAUGGAUGAGCACAUGGCAGGGGCGGCAGCUGCCAUGUUCCUGCUGUGUGCGGUGAAAGUCCCUGAGGCUGUGUCUGACAUGUUGAUGUCCGAGUUCCACCACCCAGAGACAGUACAGAGGCUGAACGCCGUUCUCAAGUUCCACACACUCUGGAGGUUUCGCUACCAGGUCUGGCCCCGGAUGGAGGAAGGAGCACAGCAGAUUUUUAAGAUCCCGCCUCCCAGUAUAAACUUCACCCUGCCCUCACCAGUGCUUGGAAUGCCAUCUGUCCCAAUGUUUGACCCCCCUUGGGUCCCUCAGUGCAGCGGGAGUGUCCAGGACCCCAUUAAUGAAGACCAGUCUAAAUCCUUUUCAGCCCGGGCUGUGUCCCGCUCCCAUCAGAGAGCGGAACACAUCUUAAAGAACUUGCAACAGGAGGAAGAGAAGAAACGUCUUGGUAGAGAAGCCAGCCUCAUCACCGCCAUCCCCAUCACCCAAGAGGCUUGCUACGAGCCCACCUGCACACCCAACUCAGAGCCAGAAGAAGAAGUAGAAGAAGUCACCAAUCUGGCAUCCCGUCGACUGUCUGUGAGUCCGUCCUGUACCUCCAGCACUUCCCACAGGAAUUAUUCCUUCCGCCGAGGGUCAGUCUGGUCUGUGCGUUCAGCUGUUAGUGCUGAAGAUGAGGAACACACCACCGAACACACACCAAACCACCACGUGCCUCAGCCUCCACAAGCAGUGUUCCCAGCAUGCAUCUGUGCAGCAGUGCUCCCCAUCGUUCAUCUAAUGGAGGAUGGUGAGGUGCGGGAAGAUGGAGUAGCAGUGAGUGCUGUGGCCCAGCAAGUCUUAUGGAAUUGUUUGAUUGAAGAUCCAUCAACAGUUCUUCGACAUUUUCUGGAAAAACUGACCAUCAGCAAUAGACAAGAUGAGUUAAUGUACAUGCUGCGCAAACUUCUCUUAAAUAUUGGAGACUUUCCUGCUCAGACGUCUCACAUCCUCUUCAACUACUUGGUGGGAUUAAUCAUGUACUUCGUGCGGACCCCCUGUGAGUGGGGGAUGGAUGCCAUUUCGGCCACCCUGACUUUCCUGUGGGAGGUGGUGGGUUAUGUAGAGGGACUGUUCUUCAAGGAUCUCAAGCAGACCAUGAAGAAGGAGCAGUGUGAGGUAAAGCUGCUGGUGACCGCUUCCAUGCCAGGUACCAAAACCUUGGUAGUUCACGGGCAGAAUGAGUGUGAUAUCCCAACCCAGUUACCAGUCCAUGAAGACACUCAGUUCGAAGCCUUGCUCAAGGAGUGUCUGGAGUUUUUUAAUAUCCCAGAAUCUCAGUCAACACAUUAUUUUCUCAUGGACAAACGAUGGAAUCUUAUCCACUACAAUAAGACGUAUGUUCGGGAUAUUUAUCCUUUCCGGAGAUCAGUAUCUCCACAGCUGAACCUUGUACAUAUGCAUCCAGAGAAAGGACAGGAGCUCAUUCAGAAACAGGUGUUCACUCGGAAGCUGGAGGAAGUCGGGCGGGUUUUGUUUCUCAUCUCCCUGACGCAGAAGAUCCCCACAGCCCACAAACAGUCCCAUGUCUCCAUGCUCCAGGAAGACCUCCUCCGACUACCCUCAUUCCCCCGAAGUGCUAUUGACGCUGAAUUUUCACUCUUCAGUGAUCCACAAGCCGGCAAGGAGCUGUUUGGCCUCGACACUCUUCAGAAAAGCUUGUGGAUCCAGCUCCUGGAGGAGAUGUUCCUGGGCAUGCCGAGCGAGUUUCCCUGGGGAGAUGAAAUCAUGCUCUUCCUCAACGUCUUUAACGGGGCUCUGAUCCUCCACCCAGAAGACAGCGCCCUGCUCAGGCAGUAUGCUGCCACCGUCAUCAACAGUGCUGUGCACUUCAACCACCUUUUCUCUCUCAGUGGCUACCAGUGGAUUCUGCCCACCAUGCUGCAGGUGUACUCUGAUUAUGAAAGCAAUCCCCAGUUGCGUCAAGCCAUCGAAUUUGCCUGCCAGCAGUUCUACAUUCUACACCGGAAGCCAUUUGUGCUCCAGCUGUUUGCUAGUGUGGCCCCUCUCCUGGAGUUUCCUGAUGCUGCCAAUAACGGGCCCAGCAAAGGUGUGUCAGCUCAGUGCUUGUUUGACCUGCUGCAGUCCCUGGAGGGGGAGACCACUGACAUAUUAGACAUCUUAGAACUGGUCAAAGCUGAGAAGCCUCUUAAGUCAUUAGAUUUCUGCUAUGGCAAUGAAGACCUGACAUUCUCUAUAAGUGAGGCCAUUAAGCUCUGUGUGACUGUAGUAGCCUAUGCUCCCGAAUCAUUCAGAAGUCUUCAGAUGCUGAUGGUCUUGGAAGCUCUAGUCCCCUGUUACCUACAAAAGCUAAAGAGGCAGACGUCCCAAGUGGAGACGGUGCCUGCAGCCCGAGAGGAGAUCGCUGCCACAGCUGCUCUUGCAACAUCCCUGCAGGCCCUUCUGUACAGUGUAGAGGUCCUCACCAGGCCCAUGACAGCCCCGCAGAUGAGCAGGUGUGACCAAGGUCACAAGGGAACCACCACAGCCAAUCACACGAUGUCGUCCGGGGUGAACACCAGGUACCAGGAACAAGGCGCCAAACUACACUUUAUCAGGGAAAAUCUUCACUUACUGGAGGAAGGGCAAGGCCUUCCCAGAGAGGAACUGGAUGAACGAAUUGCUCGGGAGGAGUUCAGAAGACCUCGGGAGUCCCUGCUGAAUAUUUGUACCGAAUUUUACAAGCACUGUGGGCCAAGGCUGAAGAUCUUGCAAAACCUGGCUGGGGAGCCGCGGGUUACUGCCCUGGAGUUGCUGGAUGUGAAGUCACACAUGAGGUUGGCAGAAAUUGCACACUCCCUUCUGAAGUUGGCACCAUACGACACCCAGACGAUGGAAAGCCGUGGGCUUCGGCGCUACAUCAUGGAGAUGCUACCCAUUACCGACUGGACAGCCGAGGCAGUGAGGCCAGCCCUUAUCCUCAUUUUAAAGAGACUGGAUAGAAUGUUCAACAAAAUUCAUAAGAUGCCUACUUUGAGGCGACAGGUUGAGUGGGAGCCUGCCAGCAAUUUGAUUGAAGGGGUUUGUUUGACACUUCAGAGGCAGCCAAUCAUAUCCUUCCUGCCUCACCUUAGGUCACUGAUCAAUGUCUGUGUCAAUCUGGUGAUGGGAGUGGUAGGACCUUCCAGUGUUGCUGAUGGAUUACCCCUUCUUCAUCUCAGCCCUUAUCUCUCACCACCUCUGCCCUUCAGCACAGCUGUUGUCCGGCUUGUAGCAUUGCAGAUACAGGCUUUAAAAGAAGAUUUUCCCUUAAGCCAUGUGAUCUCCCCAUUCACCAAUCAAGAGCGAAGGGAGGGGAUGCUUUUAAAUCUACUCAUCCCAUUUGUGCUCACAGUAGGAUCUGGAAGCAAAGACAGCCCAUGGCUCGAACAGCCCGAGGUGCAGUUGCUCCUGCAGACGGUCAUUAACGUGCUCCUGCCACCGCGGAUCAUCAGCACGUCCAGGAGCAAGAACUUCAUGUUGGAGAGCUCCCCCGCCCACUGCUCCACCCCCGGGGAUGCGGGCAAAGACUUGCGCAGGGAGGGCCUGGCCGAGUCCACCAGCCAAGCAGCAUACUUGGCGCUGAAGGUGAUUCUCGUCUGCUUUGAGAGGCAGCUGGGAAGCCAGUGGUACUGGCUGAGCCUCCAGGUGAAGGAGAUGGCUCUGCGCAAGGUGGGAGGCCUGGCCCUGUGGGACUUCCUCGACUUCAUCGUGCGGACCCGAAUCCCCAUCUUCGUGCUCUUGCGCCCGUUCAUCCAGUGCAAGCUUCUGGCCCAGCCAGCAGAAAAUCAUGAAGAGCUCUCUGCCCGGCAACACAUCGCAGACCAGCUGGAGCGACGCUUUAUCCCACGCCCUCUGUGCAAGAGCUCCCUCAUUGCUGAGUUCAACAGUGAACUAAAAAUUCUAAAAGAGGCAGUUCAUAGUGGCUCAGCCUACCAAGGGAAGACGUCCAUCAGUACUGUGGGCACCUCUACCUCCGCUUACCGCCUGAGCCUGGCCACCAUGUCCCGCUCCAACACGGGCACGGGCACUGUCUGGGAGCAGGACAGUGAGCCCUCCCAGCAGGCUUCGCAGGACACCCUGAGUAGGACUGAUGAGGAAGAUGAGGAAAAUGACUCUGUAAGCAUGCCCAGUGUGGUAAGUGAACAAGAAGCUUACCUUCUGAGCACCAUUGGAAGGAGGCGGUUCUCCAGCCACGUCUCUAGCAUGUCUGCACCUCAGGCUGAGGUGGGCAUGUUACCCAGCCAAAGUGAACCUAAUGUCCUCGAUGACUCCCAGGGCCUGGCCGCCGAGGGCAGCCUCUCUAGGGUGCCAAGUGUCCAGAGUGAACCUGGCCAACAGAACCUCCUCAUUCAGCAGCCACUGGGGAGGAAGAGGGGCCUGAGGCAGCUAAGACGUCCUCUACUGUCACGUCAGAAGACGCAGACUGAACCCAAAAACCGCCACGGGGCUCGGCUGUCAACCACUCGCAGGAGUAUUCAACCUAAAACGAAGCCAUCUGCAGAUCAGAAACGUUCUGUGACCUUCAUCGAGGCUCAGCCGGAGCCAGCCGCCGCCCCACCAGAAACACUUCCCGCCACAGGCCAGCCCCAAGGCUGCAGUCCAGCCCCAUCUAAGAAGCCGGAAGGAAUGGGCAAACCAGUCCUCACGUCUUCCCCUGCCACUGUAGUUGCUGAUCUUCACAGCCUGUCUCCCAGGCAGAGUGAGCCCCUCCCCGCUGAAGAAGGAGAAAAGAGGGAGGACGCAGAAGUGCAAGGUGCUCCAGCACAUGGUCCCCUCUCUACGCAGCUCUCAGACCCUGAAGAAUUCACAGGCCUUGAGACAUCCAUCCUCCUACAGCACGGAGACACUGUCCUUCACAUCAGUGAGGAACACGGCAUGGAGAACCCCCUGCUGUCCAGCCAGUUCACUCUGAUGCCCACCGAGCUGGGGGAGACUGACGGAGACCUAGAUGAGUCUCAUGUUUAAUUCCGUAUUUUGUUAAGAGUGGCAGGUGUAGACAAGAUGUGGGAGGGAUCGCUUUCCUAAAAGGUGAAUACUUUUGCUUGGAAAAGAUGAAAACACAGCACUUUACAUCCAACGGGUGACACAAAUCUCAGUAGAUUUUGCUGCUAAUGCGCACGUUGUUUCAUAAACAUCUUUAAAAAAAUCAAUGGCUAAGAUAAUUUGGUUGUGUGAAGACCAUAAAAACCAGGGAAGACUAAGAGGAAAGAGCCAUUUCACUGCACAUUAUUUAUGAUUCAAGAAGCCUCGAGCAGUUAAAAAUAUAUACUAUUAUGGAGCUGCUUACCUAGGAAUAUUAACAAAUAAUAUGUACUAAAAAGAGAAUGCAAUUUUUGAGAUUACUCACGUUAUACAUCUCAUGCAAAUGUUUAUUUUUAUAGUUUCAAAAAUAUUAAAUCAGGUGGCUAUAUGAGUAGCAAUUUACAGAAAAAUAAUCAAUAAGGAAAAUAUUAGUUUGAGGAGACUAAUAAAUAAGCCUGCAGCCAUUUUUGCUUUGAUCGACAAUACAGCCAUUUACAAGAAAAAGAAAAAAGUACUAUUUUUAAAGAUGUGGAUUUUUCAAUACUUAUUUUUCAACCGUCAUUUACCUUGCAUGUUGUAAAUCAAAAUGCUAAAGCCCUAAGAUCAUUCCAUUUCACAACCACAUUAGAGAGAAAAUAUUCUAAAAAUUAUCAGAUGUAAUUUUGAAUUAAGAACCUAAACAGCCUAUACUAUGAUACAAGCUAAAUGUAAAUAUAAUAGCUUGAAAGAGAUCGUAUUCCUACUUCUAGCCAUGACCACGUCAAUGCCAAGAUUAAGAGAUAUUGGAAGAUGUGAUUACAGUAUCCUGUGCCUGCCCUUGAGGGCAUAUUUUCAGAUAUUAAGGUUAUUGUUAGAAUUGGUUCAAUAAAAUAACUUUUUCUCAACGUUAACAAUUUUCCUAUGAUCCUUUAGACAUCUACAUUUAUGAGGGAAAAUUAUAAAGUGAGCAAUCUCUUCACAGACACAGUCAGCUUGUGUAUUUCACUUUAACUUGAAGUUCACUUACUUCAAGAAAAGCAUAAAACUUAGAAGGCUCAUGAGGCCGUAUCUAGUGCGUUACUGAUCCUGUAACAGGGCUUGGCAUCAUAUAGUUCAAAACUGAAUUUCAAAAUUUUAACAGUUUACAUUAGAAAACUGUUACAUAACUACUAAACAUAUAAAAACUC